CACACCCUUCACCAGAACAACUUCACUCCCUUUGGAGCGCAGUUUCUUGAUAUAUUUAGGAUUGCAGCUUCUCCUGCCCGUGACUUUCUCUAUCGAUCCGAAGGCGCCAUGGAAAAGAGGCUUCUCGAUUAUGCGCUCGCCCCUCUCGGUUUGAUAAUAAUGGCGUCUUAUCACCUGUGGCUCCUCCACAAGAUCAUGAAGCACCCAAACAAGACUGUUAUCGGCGUGAAUGCCAUCAACCGCCGCUACUGGGUUCGAGCCAUGAUGGAGGACGACAAGAACGGUGUCCUACCGGUCCAGACACUGAGGAACAACAUAAUGGCAUCCACCGUCCUCGCCUCGACUGCGAUCAUGCUGUGCUCAUUCAUCGCGCUUCUAAUGACGAGAGAGAAUGCGAAUCGCUCUUCAUUCUUCGUGGUGCUAGGGGACGGGAGCCCGUUGGGGUUCUCCAUCAAAUUCUUUGCAAUCCUCGUCUGCUUCUUGGUAGCCUUCCUAUUGAACUUGCAGUCCAUAAGGUACUACAGCCACGCGAGCAUCCUGAUAAAUGUGCCGUACAAGAAGAUCUCGUCCCACCAUCAGCACCAGGAGGCCACGGUCGAGUACGUGGCCACGACCGUGAACAGGGGCAGCUACUUCUGGUCCCUUGGCCUGAGGGCGUUCUACUUCUCCCUGCCCCUCUUCCUCUGGAUCUUUGGGCCAAUCCCGAUGUUUGCGAGCUGCUUCGUGCUCGUCUUCUUGCUCUAUUUCCUGGACAUCACAGUCGAUUUCGGGUGGGCCGUUGGGACCAUUUGCGCCAAUGUUGAAGCUGACAGGAGCAAAGUCGACGAGGAAGCGGGAGGCAUGAUGAUCUCUAAAUAAAAUAUAACGGUCCACAAAUGGACUCGAUAAUAUGUGGUUUAGAUGUUAGCGAGCUAGCUGCAGCUCCACAUUCAAUCCAAGUUGAAUUGAACUGCACGCGAUGCAAAACUAAUCUAUAGCUUAAGUCCUAGAUAAGAUUGUUAGCUCGAAAAGAAGUUGUUGUAUGCACUUUCUUAUAUGUGAUCGAUAAGUCAGCGGGUCUCGUUUUCAUUUCUUAGAGACAUACAUAUAUAUAUAUAUAUAUAUGAUCUCAUUUGUCAAUUGAAAACACACGAUAAUUCAAAGAAGGGUUCAUUAGUUAAAAAUGCA
Punica granatum (pomegranate) is the source of this 1167-nucleotide messenger RNA. The record is from RefSeq and is a predicted model, not a curated record. Lineage: Eukaryota; Viridiplantae; Streptophyta; Magnoliopsida; Myrtales; Lythraceae.